This is a messenger RNA of Chroicocephalus ridibundus (black-headed gull), 1068 nucleotides long. It is a transcript of the gene CLDN10, whose product is annotated as claudin 10. NCBI's taxonomy places the organism in Eukaryota, Metazoa, Chordata, Aves, Charadriiformes, Laridae. Gene Ontology annotation, cellular component: plasma membrane; bicellular tight junction. Gene Ontology annotation, biological process: bicellular tight junction assembly; cell adhesion. The record is from RefSeq and is a predicted model, not a curated record. The coding region runs from base 127 to 813 and encodes 228 amino acids. The transcript has 5 exons. Gene Ontology annotation, molecular function: structural molecule activity.
UCCCCGCCCCGCUCCGCUCCGCUCCGCCCGCCCGCCCGCCGCCGGGACUCCGCCGCUGCCGGGCUACCGCGGCUUCGCGCCGCUCGCCUGCCCCCCCGCUCGCCCGCCUGCCGGCUCGCCGGGCCCAUGGCGAGCACCUCGGCGGAGAUCAUCGCCUUCCUGCUGACCAUCUCCGGCUGGGUGCUGGUCUCCUCCACGCUGCCCACCGACUACUGGAAGGUGUCCACCAUCGACGGCACGGUCAUCACCACCGCCACCUACUGGGCCAACCUCUGGAAGACCUGCGUGACCGACUCCACCGGCGUCUCCAACUGCAAGGACUUCCCAUCCAUGCUGGCGCUAGACGGUUACAUCCAAGCCUGCAGAGGACUGAUGAUCUCCGCCGUCUGCCUGGGCUUCUUCGGUGCCAUUUUUGGACUGGUUGGGAUGAAGUGCACAAAAGUCGGAGGCUCCGAUCAGACUAAAGCAAAAAUAGCUUGUUUAGCUGGACUGAUUUUCAUACUCUCUGGGUUGUGCUCUAUGACUAGUUGUUCCCUGUAUGCAAACAGGAUUACGUCUGAGUUCUUUGAUCCUUCUUUUGUUGCACAAAAGUAUGAACUAGGAGCAGCUUUGUUCAUCGGAUGGGCUGGAGCUUCACUGUGCAUCAUUGGUGGCAGUAUAUUCUGCUUCUCCAUAGCGGAAAACAGUAAUUCUCCAAGGAGGGGGUAUGCAUAUAAUGGAGCCACAUCUGUGAUGUCUUCUCGUACAAAGGUCCACAACAGCAUCCCAGAGAAAACCCCACCAAAGCACUUUGACAAGAACGCUUACGUUUAAUUGUAGCGUUGGAAGAUUCAAAGCAUUUUAAAAAAGUUUGUACGUUUCAUUCAGAGUGAUUUCCACCCCCCCCAACCCCAAUGUAAUUACCACUAAGACAAUGACUUUUUAAAACAUUAACUUGCAGCUUUUUACAUAUUGAUGUAAAUUUUAUUAUAUAAUAUUUUAAGAUUGAUGUUGGUAUUGUAAAGUUUAUACCUGGAAAUCAUGAGCUGAUGUUGCUUUCUUGAAAAAAAUAAAUGGGGUAUUUACCAA